This is a messenger RNA of Dentiscutata erythropus, 261 nucleotides long. The record is from the annotation of a GenBank genome assembly. Lineage: Eukaryota; Fungi; Glomeromycota; Glomeromycetes; Diversisporales; Gigasporaceae.
GUUCAAGAGAAUCAACAGGCUCAAGCGAAGCAAAUUAAUCAACCCCAACCUCUAGUAUCUCAAAAUCAAACGAAGCAAAUUAAUCGUCCCCAACCGCUAGCAUCUCAAAAUACUUCUAUUUCUGCACAAUAUGAGAACUUAACUAAUGACUUAACUAAUGAUAUGAAUCCAUUCUUUAAAGACCAACUAGCAGCACAAAACACAACUAAUGGUAUAGAUCCAUUCAUUGUAAUGCUUUUGUCGGGGCCUUCAUUUCCAUAA